Messenger RNA from Agelaius phoeniceus (red-winged blackbird), 3536 nucleotides. It is a transcript of the gene SEMA6A, whose product is annotated as semaphorin 6A. Gene Ontology annotation, molecular function: chemorepellent activity; semaphorin receptor binding. The record is from RefSeq and is a predicted model, not a curated record. NCBI's taxonomy places the organism in Eukaryota, Metazoa, Chordata, Aves, Passeriformes, Icteridae. Gene Ontology annotation, cellular component: plasma membrane. Gene Ontology annotation, biological process: axon guidance; positive regulation of neuron migration; neural crest cell migration.
AUGAGGUCAGAAGCCUUGCUGCUAUAUUUCACACUGCUACACUUUGCUGGGGCUGGUUUCCCAGAAGAUUCUGAGCCUAUCAGUAUUUCGCAUGGCAACUACACAAGACAGUAUCCGGUGUUUGUGGGUCACAAACCAGGGCGGAACACCACGCAGAGGCACCGGCUGGACAUCCAGCUUGUCAUGGUCAUGAACAGGACACUCUACGUUGCUGCUAGGGAUCAUAUUUAUACUGUUGAUAUGGACACAUCACAUACAGAAGAAAUUUAUUUUAGCAAGAAAUUGACAUGGAAAUCUAGACAAGCUGAUGUAGACACAUGCAGAAUGAAGGGAAAACAUAAGGAUGAAUGUCAUAAUUUUAUUAAAGUUCUCCUAAAAAGGAACGAGGAUACACUGUUUAUCUGUGGAACAAAUGCAUUCAACCCUUCUUGCAGGAACUACAAGAUGGAUACCUUGGACUAUCUGGAAGAGGAAUUCAGUGGAAUGGCCAGGUGCCCCUAUGACGCAAAGCAUGCCAACGUUGCGUUGUUUGCAGAGGGAAAGCUGUAUUCUGCCACAGUGACCGACUUCCUCGCAAUAGAUGCGGUCAUAUACCGGAGCCUGGGAGACAGCCCAACCCUGCGGACAGUUAAACAUGACUCCAAGUGGUUGAAAGAGCCGUACUUUGUUCAGGCAGUUGACUAUGGCAAUUACAUAUACUUCUUCUUCCGGGAAAUAGCAGUGGAGUACAACAGCAUGGGAAAGGUAGUUUUCCCAAGGGUGGCCCAGGUUUGCAAAAAUGACAUGGGAGGAUCUCAGAGAGUGCUGGAAAAACAGUGGACUUCCUUUCUCAAGGCUCGGCUGAACUGCUCAGUUCCUGGCGACUCACACUUCUACUUUAACAUACUGCAGUCGGUUACAGAUGUUAUCCAUUUCAAUGGCCGGGAUGUUGUUUUAGCUACAUUCUCCACUCCAUAUAAUAGCAUUCCUGGCUCUGCAGUCUGUGCCUAUGACAUGCUUGACAUUGCCAAUGUAUUUACUGGGAGAUUCAAAGAACAAAAGUCUCCAGACUCCACAUGGACACCAGUUCCUGAUGAACGAGUGCCCAAGCCCAGGCCUGGUUGCUGUGCUGGCUCUACAUCAUUAGAAAAAUAUGUAACAUCUAAUGAGUUCCCAGAUGAUACCCUGAACUUCAUCAAAACACAUCCACUGAUGGACGAGGCUGUACCUUCCAUUGUCAACCGACCCUGGUUCCUGAGAACAAUGGUCAGAUAUCGCCUGACCAAAAUUGCUGUUGACUCUGCUGCUGGGCCAUAUCAGAACUAUACCGUGGUUUUCUUGGGGUCAGAGAAGGGAAUCAUCCUGAAGUUCUUGGCACGGACAGGAAACACUGGUUUCCUAAAUGACAGCCUUUUCCUGGAGGAAAUCAAUGUUUACAACCCUGAAAAGUGCAGCUACGACGGCAUGGAGGACAAGCGGAUCAUGGGCAUGCAGCUUGACAAGCCCAGCAGCGCCCUGUACGUCGCCUUCUCCACCUGUGUCAUCAAGGUGCCCCUGGGACGCUGCGAGCGUCACGGCAAGUGCAAAAAGGCCUGCAUAGCAUCCAGGGACCCAUACUGCGGAUGGGUGAAGGAGAGCGGGGUGUGCACGCAGCUGGUCCUUGGCUCCAAACUGUCAUUUGAACAGGACAUAGAACGUGGCAAUACAGAUGGCCUGGGUGACUGCCAAAAUUCCUUCGUAGCCCUGAAUGACAUUUCAACUGCUCCACCUGAUCAAAAAAUGUCUUACUACACAGUGUAUGGACACUCCAGUUCCCUAGUCCCAAGCACCACCACUUCUGACUCUCGCGCUCGACAGGGUUAUGAUGCUAGGGGACGCAUGCUGGAUUGGAAGGAUCCGCUUGGUUCAUCUGAAAAUACAGAUCCAUAUGUGGCAGUUUCAUCCCAUAAUCAUCAAGACAAGAAGGGAGUGAUUCGGGAGAGUUACCUGAAAGGUCAUGAUCAGCUGGUGCCAGUCACCCUGUUGGCCAUUGCUGUUAUUCUUGCUUUUGUCAUGGGGGCUGUGUUUUCGGGAAUCGUAGUGUACUGCAUCUGCGACCACCGCCGCAGAGACAUGGCUGCCGUUCAGAGGAAGGAGAAGGAGCUCACCCACUCCCGCCGCGGCUCCAUGAGCAGUGUUUCCAAGCUCAGUGGCCUCUUUGGGGAUGCUCAGUCCAAGGAGCCAAAGCCUGAAGCUAUCCUCACGCCUCUGAUGCACAAUGGCAAGCUGGCUACCCCAGGCAGCACUGCCAAGAUGCUGAUCAAAGCUGACCAGCACCAUCUGGACCUGGCUGCCCUGCCAACCCCGGAGUCCACCCCAACCCUGCAGCAGAAGAGAAAGCCCAGACGAGGCAGUAGGGAAUGGGAGAGAAACCAGAACCUCAUCAAUGCCUGCACAAAAGACAUCCCUUCGAUGGCCUCACCAGUGAUACCAACUGACCUGCCGCUCAGGGCUUCUCCCAGCCACAUCCCCAGUGUUGUUGUCCUGCCCAUAGCCCAGCAAGGCUACCAGCACGAGUAUGUUGACCAGCCAAAAAUGAGCGAUGGAGCUCAGAUGUCUGUGGAGGACCAGAAUGCCACCCUUGAGUACAAAACUAUCAAGGACCACCUCAGUAGCAAAAGCCCCAGCCAUGGAGUUAACCUGGUGGAAAAUCUCGACAGCAUGCCACCAAAAGUCCCCCAGCGGGAGGCUUCCCUGGGGCCCCCGGGCACCUCGCUGUCACAGAGCGGGCUGAGCAAGCGGCUGGAGAUGCACUCCUCUGCUUACAACGUGGACUACAAGAGAAGCUACCCCACAAACUCACUCACGAGAAGUCAUCAGGCAUCAACCCUCAAAAGAAACAACACUAACUCCUCCAACUCAUCCCACCUGUCCCGCAAUCAGAGCUUCGGCCGGGGUGACAACCCGCCACCAGCCCCGCAGCGAGUGGACUCCAUACAGGUCCAUGCUGCCCAGGCACAGGCUGUGACUGUGUCCCGGCAGCCGAGCCUCACUGCCUACAACUCCCUGACGAGGUCAGGCUUGAAACGCACGCCCUCGCUAAAGCCAGACGUACCUCCCAAACCUUCCUUUGCUCCGCUCUCCGCAUCCAUGAAGCCCAAUGAUGCGUGUACAUAAUCAGAGGGGAAGGGGGAGUGGGAGGAGGAUGGCAAUUAAGCAGAAGUUGCCCUUGAAAGCCAGUGUUCUGCAACUGUUAUCACUCGCUCCUCUGAGAAGACGGUUGUUGCAAGCUGAAGAUGUGUUGGAUUUCUGCUCUCUGGGAAAAGUGGAAUAUUUUUUUAAACCCGAGCCAUAUGACCCAUGGUUGAAGGUUUGCAACUGCAGGAUUCACCCCCACAGCCUGCCAGUUCUUUGCUCAAAAGACUAACCCUCCAUCAAAAACAUUGAGCCAAAAGCACACAGGUGAAAAUGACUGUGACAUUUCACCCCCUGCCCCUAACUGCACAGCGCAUUCCUGAACUGGUAAAGAGCGCUCUGAAAAGCAAAACACAUGUAAAAAAACAUACAAAUGUAAAAAA